AUGGAUGACGAUAAGAACCACCAUAAGAAUAAAAAUGGUCACGAUCAUGAUCACGAUCGUUACCAUAAGGACGACCACAAGCACGACCAUCAGGACAGUCACAAGGACGACCAUAAGGACAGGAAAAAGGAUGACGAUAAGAACCACCAUAAGAAUAAUCAUCAGAAUGGUCAUAAGGAUGGUUAUAAGAAUGACCAUAAGGACGAUCAUAAAAAUGGUCACGAUCAUGAUCACGAUCGUUACCAUAAGGACGACCAUAAGGACAGGCAUAAGGACGACCAUAAGGACAUGAAAAAGGAUGACAAUAAGGACAACUAUAAGGACCAUAAGGACAUGAAAAAGGAUGACAAUAAGGACAACUAUAAGGACGAUCAUAAGAAUGACCAUAAGGACGAUCAUAAGAAUGAUUACAUUCGCGAUCACAAGCAUGGCCAUGGACCUGGAUAUGGGAAAGGGCAUGGCACCGAAAUCUUGCAUAGCAAGUCACGGUGGACACUUGAGCCAUAG
Molecule: messenger RNA, 507 nt
Organism: Jatropha curcas
Lineage: Eukaryota; Viridiplantae; Streptophyta; Magnoliopsida; Malpighiales; Euphorbiaceae
Source: RefSeq, a predicted model, not a curated record